AUGAAUGAAACAGAUAAUGGUUCAUCUCAAUCAUCUGAACCUGAACUUUAUCGUUAUAUUAAAUUAUAUUUAUUUGGUUCAUUAGAAGUUCCAUCAAUCUUGAUAUCAAUUUAUAUUAUAUUUAAAUUUAUAAAUAAUCGUGUAUUUCGUUCUCAUAUAAAUAAUCAUUCAAUAAUAUUAUUAAUUAUUGUUUCAUUUUUAAAUACAACAUCAGAAUUACCAAUAACACUUCAAUUUCUUCGUGUUGGUUAUGUUAAACCAAAUGUAAAUAGUUUUUGUUUAUUUUGGAUAUGGUAUAAUUUUUCACUUCAAUCAACAAAUUUAUUUUUAAUGACAUGGACUUCUUUUCAACGACAUAUAUUAAUAUUUCAUUCAAAUUGGACACAAACAAAUAUUGGAAAAAUAAAAUGGAAUUAUAUUCCAUUAAUUAUUUGUAUUAUAUAUAUUCCAAUAUUUUAUUUUUCAUGUAUUAUUAUAUAUCAAUGUGAAAAUUUUUUUGAUUAUACUUCAUUUCUUUGUGGUCCAAUUUGUUAUAAUAGUGUUACUUGGUUAUCAACUUAUGAUUGGAUUACACAUAUAUUAUUACCAUCAUUAUUAAUACCAAUUGCAAGUAUUGCUUUAUUAUUUCGAGUUUUAAUUCAAGCAAAAAAAAUGAAACGAACAUUAAAUUGGAGAUCAACAAGAAAAUUAACAUUACAAUUAAUGUUUAUUUCAAUACUUUAUUUACUAUUUUGGACACCAUUGGCAUUAGUAUCACUUAUACGUAUUUAUUUUAUUCCAACAUUUAUUGAUGGUAUAACUUAUUAUUAUUUAUAUUAUACACCAUAUCUUGUUCAACUUUUAAUACCAUUUGUCUCAAUUGCUUGUUUACCAGAAAUAUGGCCAAAGAAAAACCGUCUUGUUCAUACAACAACAAUAACACAAAAUCGAUUAUAA
This is a messenger RNA of Rotaria sp. Silwood1, 936 nucleotides long. NCBI's taxonomy places the organism in Eukaryota, Metazoa, Rotifera, Eurotatoria, Philodinida, Philodinidae. The record is from the annotation of a GenBank genome assembly.